AGCCCACCGCCUGACCCUCCUUGGACUCCGGGCCGGGAAGGAAUUAACACCUUGAAUGGCCAAGGAGGCCCUCCCCAGUCAGGCACCCUGCCUGGGCUUUCUCCUCUGCAGCCUCCUUUGUUCCUUCAUCCAAUUCGACUGGUAUCUGAGGUCACCUACUAGGCACCAGGCAGGCAUGAGGAGGGAAACGUAGAAGCGUGGGUGGUAUAGAGCCAGCCAGAGGCCUCAGCCAGACUCCAGUGGCGUAGAGAUCAGGGAGUAGCUAAGGGGGUGGGAAGGUAUGGAAAUUAGCCUGAGCGGGGAGGGGCCCUGCGGUGUUCCAACAGUGAAGUCCUCAGAUGCUUGCUGCCUCCUGGUGGCACACGGUUGCCCUGCAGCUUGGACCACGUGAUUUCUGAGAAGCGGCCCUGCCUGGAGGAGAACUGAAACUUAGGGUGGGGACUGUAGGAAGGGGCGGAGAAAUCAGGACUCUUCCUGUACGGCUGCUGAGUCGAGGGCAGCUAGCUGCAUCCUGGGACCCCAGCGAGCCGCGCAGGAUGGCAUCAGGCAGGGCACGCUGCACCCGAAAGCUGCGGAACUGGGUGGUAGAGCAAGUGGAGAGCGGGCAGUUCCCCGGGGUGUGCUGGGAGGAUGCCGCCAAGACCAUGUUCCGGAUCCCCUGGAAGCACGCGGGCAAGCAGGACUUCCGGGAGGACCAGGACGCCGCUUUCUUCAAGGCAUGGGCGAUGUUUAAGGGGAAGUACAAGGAAGGGGACACAGAAGGCCCUGCCAUCUGGAAGACACGUCUGCGCUGUGCCCUCAACAAGAGUCCUGAAUUUGAGGAGGUUCCUGAGAGCGGCCACAGGGAUGGCGCUGAGCCCUACAAGGUGUACCGGCUGCUGCCACCAUCAGGGACCUGUCCCGCCCAGCCAGGGACCCAGAAGUCACCAUCAAAGCGAUGUCACAGUUCUGUGUCCUCUGAGAAGGAAGAGGAGGAGGGCACCACAAAGAACUGUAUGCUCAGUCCCUCCUGGCUUGAGGACCCCCUCAGAAAUGAGGAGGUGGGGGCCAAUGGGGGAACAGGCCAUUCAAACUUUGGGAGCAGCAGCAGCAGCAGCAACAGCCCUGAGCCUCAGGAAGGUGCGGACACAACUGAAGGCGCCCCUUUCCAAGGAGAUCAGGUGUCAUUGGAGUUUCUGCCUCCUCCAGACUCAGACUACUCUCUGCUGCUCACCUUCAUCUAUGGCGGGCGUGUGGUGGGAGAAGCCCAGGUGCAGAGCCUGGACUGCCGCCUGGUGGCUGAGCCCUCAGGCUCCCAGUGCGGAAUGGAGCAGGUGGUCUUUCCCAAGCCUGACCCAAGGGAGCCUACUCAGCGCCUGCUGAGCCAGAUCGAGAGGGGAGUCCUGGUAGCCAGCAACUCCCGGGGCCUCUUCGUGCAGCGCCUCUGCCCUAUCCCUGUCUCCUGGAACGCGCCCCAGGCACCGCCCGGUCCAGGCCCACAUCUGCUGCCCAGCAAUGAGUGCGUGGAGCUCUUCCGAACCACCUACUUCUGCAGAGACUUGGCCAGGUACUUCCAGGGCCUCGGGCCCCCACCCAAGUUCCAGGUGACACUGAAUUUCUGGGAGGAGAGCCCCAGCCCCAGCCAUACCCCAAACCCAAAGAGUCUUAUCACAGUGCAGAUGGAGCAGGCCUUUGCCCGACAUUUGCUGGAGGAGACUCCAGAGGAACAGGCAGCCUCUCUGUACCUGCUGCAGAGCCUGGGGGCCCCACUUUCCUCCUUGCCUCUCUCUUCCUCCUAUCUCCUUUGAAGGAGACUCAUUCUCCACACCGUUGACCUGCCUCCCUCGUGCUAAUUCUCAGUGGUUGCCUCUGAUGGAUACAUCCUUGAACUGCCGAGGUACCUGGCU
Messenger RNA from Neogale vison (American mink), 1886 nucleotides. It is a transcript of the gene IRF9, whose product is annotated as interferon regulatory factor 9. NCBI's taxonomy places the organism in Eukaryota, Metazoa, Chordata, Mammalia, Carnivora, Mustelidae. Gene Ontology annotation, cellular component: nucleus. Gene Ontology annotation, molecular function: protein binding; DNA-binding transcription factor activity, RNA polymerase II-specific; RNA polymerase II cis-regulatory region sequence-specific DNA binding. The transcript is spliced from 9 exons. Gene Ontology annotation, biological process: regulation of transcription by RNA polymerase II; immune system process. Bases 537 to 1787 code for a protein of 416 amino acids. The record is from RefSeq and is a predicted model, not a curated record.